AUGGGGGCGUGGCCUCUGACGUAGCCCGUCACACAAUAAAGCUCUUCAGCACACACACACACACACCCUACGGGCACAGAGUCGUGUUCUGCCAUUAUCCCGGCACGCAUCCUACGGAACGGGCAUCACUCGAGGUUCUGAACUUGACUUCACUCGGUUCUGAUCUAGCAGCGCAAGAACAUGAAGGGAAUGCUUCUCCAACUCAGCCGAAGCCUGAGCCGCGCCGGCCCUGUCCUCACCCGUCGUGUCCACUCCAGUACCUGCCGCGCUUCCACCGUCUCCUCCAAAACGAAGGUCGAUCGUCCGCUCAACUCCGACGAAAUCUAUGCUCGUGAGGACAAGUACGGAGCACACAACUACCAUCCACUGCCUGUGGCUUUAGAGAGAGGGGAGGGUAUUUAUGUGUGGGACGUGGAGGGCAGUCGGUAUUAUGACUUUCUGAGUGCUUAUAGUGCCGUUAACCAGGGACACUGCCACCCAAAGAUCAUAGCUGCACUGAAUGCCCAGGCAUCCAAACUCACCCUGACCUCUAGAGCGUUCUACAACAAUGUACUGGGUGCUUAUGAGGAGUACAUCACCAACAUGUUUGAAUAUGACAAAGUUUUACCCAUGAAUACAGGUGUUGAAGGUUGUGAAACCGCCUGCAAGCUUGCCCGCAAGUGGGCCUACAGUGUGAAGGGGGUUCCCAGAAACAAGGCCAAAAUUAUUUUUGCGAAUGGAAACUUCUGGGGCCGCACCAUGGCAGCCAUCUCCAGCUCCACUGACCCCAGUAGCUACGAAGGUUUCGGUCCCUACAUGCCAGGAUUUGAGCUCGUCCCUUACAAUGACAUUCCUUCACUGGAGAAAGCCCUUCAAGACCCAAAUGUUGCAGCCUUUAUGGUGGAGCCCAUCCAGGGGGAGGCUGGGGUGGUGGUGCCUGACCAAGGCUACCUCACCAGAGUCAGGGAACUGUGCACCAAAUACAAUGUGUUGUGGAUUGCUGAUGAGGUGCAGACAGGCUUGGCCAGAACCGGCAAGAUGUUGGCUGUUGACCAUGAGGAAGUCCGUCCAGAUGUGGUGGUGCUGGGCAAAGCGCUUUCUGGAGGAGUUUACCCUGUAUCUGCAGUGCUGUGCGAUGAUGAAAUAAUGCUGACCAUCAAGCCUGGAGAACACGGGUCCACAUAUGGUGGAAACCCAGUGGCUUGUCAGGUGGCAGUUGCUGCACUGCAGGUGAUUGAGAAAGAGAAACUGGCAGAGAAUGCUGAGAGAAUGGGAGAAAUUCUGCGGGCCGGGCUGACUAAACUGCCCAAAGACAUUGUGACCACAGUCAGAGGAAAAGGCCUACUUAACGCUAUUGUCAUCCGAGAGACCAAAGACUUUGACGCGUGGAAGGUUUGCUUGCGUCUGCGUGACAACGGUCUGCUGGCCAAGCCCACCCACGGCGACAUCAUCCGUCUAGCCCCUCCUCUCAUCAUCAAGGAGCAUGAGCUGGAGGAAUGUGUGGAUAUCAUCCAGAGAACCAUUAUGUCUUUCUAAACAAUAAAAAGUCAACUGCU
Betta splendens (Siamese fighting fish) is the source of this 1535-nucleotide messenger RNA. RefSeq names its product ornithine aminotransferase (gene oat). Gene Ontology annotation, cellular component: cytoplasm. The record is from RefSeq and is a predicted model, not a curated record. Lineage: Eukaryota; Metazoa; Chordata; Actinopteri; Anabantiformes; Osphronemidae. The coding region runs from base 181 to 1515 and encodes 444 amino acids. The transcript has 10 exons. Gene Ontology annotation, molecular function: pyridoxal phosphate binding; L-ornithine transaminase activity; identical protein binding.